Messenger RNA from Durusdinium trenchii, 825 nucleotides. The record is from the annotation of a GenBank genome assembly. NCBI's taxonomy places the organism in Eukaryota, Dinophyceae, Suessiales, Symbiodiniaceae.
AUGUCUCCAUCGCCAUCCAGUCCUUCCGCUGGCUGCUCCGUCUGGCACGCGGGAACCAAGGGGGGGCGGUGCAGCACGCCGGUGAAGCUGCAUUUGGAGGUGGACACCGGCAUCGGACGCACGGGUUUGAAAGGUGUCCUGGCAGCGGGUCACCUGGUGGCCAAUGCACCGUGGCUCCGGUUGGAGGGGCUCCAUACCAAGCUUUGCUGUAGCAACGACGCUUCUGCCACGGCCCGCUCCUUGCUUUACCUGAAAUCCCUGGAGCUCCGUCUGCGCGGUUUUCUCCGGGGCUUACGCGGCGGCAAACGCGCCGCAUUCCGCGUGCAUGUGGGUGGCGGUUUGGCGGCCAACCUGGGCGUGGCGGAAGCGUUGAAACACUUUCGCGGGUGGACAGUGCGGCUGGGAGAAGGCAUCUUCCAGGAACAGGAGAGUCUCAGCUGGCAUACGACCAUCUCUGCACUGCAGCUGCUCAAAGACUCCACGCUCCUCGGCUACUGCGAUGCCGGCACUGACUGUGGUGCGCGCCCGGUGGCGGCCGGGUGGGCGGCGGUGCUGCCGGUGGGUUUCGCGGAGUUCCGAGGGGAGGUGGUGUGGAGCUCAUCUGGGACAGAGAUGCGUGUGCUGAACUCGGGCGCCAGCACGACUGUAGUGCAACUGCCGUCCGAAGCGUUUGCACCAUCCACGGUGCCGGGCUUUCGCGUGGGCGACGUGGUGACGCUCUGCCGGCGCUGCCCGCAGCACGCGGUGCCCUGGGCCGUGCCACGGCGCCUGCGACCCACUGCGGCGCCUGCGACGCCUGAAGAGUGCUUUGCGCUGGCGUGGUGA